GCUACUGCAGCACUGUGUGAUUAAGCUGCGGUAAGGAUGAGUUCAGAAGACAUGAAGGUGAAAAAGGAGGUACAAAAGGCUACAAUGAAGAUAGCAAUUGGUGGUGGUUUAGGAGGAAUUACAAAGGAUGCUAAGAAGACGGAGAUUGAAGCUAGAGCAAAGUUAUUGGAGGCUGAGGUGUUGGUGAAGAAAAGGGAGUGUGAUUUAGUAAAGGAGAAGGAGGAAAUUUCUAUCACCACCCCAGCUGGUCCUGCAGCUGUUAUUGCUAAUUUCGGUAACUGCGUCAACUACGCCCACAUGGGCGAAGGAGAAGGGUACCGGGAAAGUGAUUGGGACUGGAGUCAGGUGUGAUGGGUUGUGGUUUAUCAAUCAUGAGGAGACAGCACUGACAACAGCUGUUGAAGAAGAUGUGAAGGAAAUCCUGCUACUUCAUCAUCGGUUAGGACAUGUGCCUUUUGAGAGCUUGAGCAGAUUACACCCCGAUGCUUUUAAGAAGGUAGACAGAAGUAAGCUUCUAUGUGAUAUAUGUGAACUUGGCAAGCAUACAAGAUCAAUUUAUCCUAACAUUGGUCUUCGUAGUUUUGAACCCUUUAUAUUGAUACACUAUGAUGUUUGGGGUCUCUGUUCAGUCACAUCUGUAAGUGGAUUCAAGGGAUUUGUUACCUUUAUUGACUGUUAUACCCGAA
Messenger RNA from Panicum virgatum (switchgrass), 686 nucleotides. RefSeq lists its product as uncharacterized. The transcript has 2 exons. The record is from RefSeq and is a predicted model, not a curated record. NCBI's taxonomy places the organism in Eukaryota, Viridiplantae, Streptophyta, Magnoliopsida, Poales, Poaceae. The coding region runs from base 37 to 351 and encodes 104 amino acids.